AGAGAAACAGGAAAUAGAUAUCCCUUUUCUCCGAGAAAUGUCAGGUUGAUAGUUUCUUUGUAAAUUUGUUUGGUUAUUCGCUGUUUGUCUGGCGAUGAAGGGGAUAGUAGUUGAUUAUUGCUAAAUCAGGAGGAAGCGACUUUGUUUAGUGGUGAUCAGUGUUGGGAUCGAGUGGGGAGGUUGUGGUGUCACUACCAGAGAGUCCGCAACCAGGAGUAUCAAUCCAAAGCUCAGUAUAACCCCUGUGAAUAAUGGAACACUGCUGAUGGUUGUUAACCAAGGCUAUUGUCAACUGGGGUUGGUCAGUAUUGUUAGAUUCUCCCUAACAGGCCUGAUUAAUAUUCCAUAAGCAUAAGAGUGAGGCUGUUUUAAUCUGGUGUUCUGCUGGAAUCUGUACCUCUAAGAUCAGACGACAUUCGUUCCGUAGUUGGAGUGUUGUUUUUUCUUUUUUUUUUCACAGCAGGAGUUGAAUUGGUCUGCAAUCGUUACUUCCAGUAGGCUGUCGCAAACGAAACAUUGUAAUGUAUGCAGCAGGUGGUUCUGGGCUUCCUGGUACUGGGGGACGAAGGAGACGAACAGCAGGUGGAAGUGGCACCCUUCCAAAGCAACCAGAACGAAGUUUGGCUUCAGCACUACCUGGGGCACUUUCUAUCACAGCGCUCUGCACUGCUUUGGCAGAACCAGCUUGGCUGAGAAUUCACGGUGGGACUUGUCCACGGCAAGAGCUUGGUGUUGCAGAUGUCUUGGGCUCAGUGGAUGUAGAACUUUUGGAAGAGUAUUGCAUGAAUAAACAAGCACUGCUGUUGCUUCGGGUUAUUGCAGCUUUCUGUUUCCUGGGAAUCCUCUGUAGCCUUUCAGCCUUCUUGUUAGAUGUUUUUGGACCGAAGCACCCAGCACUGAAAAUCACACGUCGCUAUGCCUUUGCUCACAUCCUGACAGUUCUGCAGUGUGCCACAGUCAUUGGCUUCUGUUACUGGGCAUCUGAGUUGAUCCUAACUCUCCAGCAGCAGCACAAGAAGUAUCACGGCUCCCUUGUCUAUGUCACCUUUGCUGUCAGCUUCUACUUGGUAGCUGGUGCGGGUGGAGCUUCUAUCCUUGCCACUGCUGCUAACCUGCUGCGUCACUACCCAACAGAGGAAGAGGAGCAAGCUCUAGAGUUGUUAUCUGAGAUGGAGGAAAAUGAGCCAUAUCCUUUGGAAUACGAGAUCAUAAACCAGUUCCAGCCACCUCCGGCAUACACGCCAUGACACUGAAGUAUCAAGACAUCCAGCACUGGUCAUCUGCUUCUUAGUCCACUUUUGGCUCAACUGUAUAUAAACAAGUGAUUGUGUGCAUACACAUGAAUCAGUAUCCUUACAUGCGUAAUUUUCUGUACAUACAUACAUGUUGUUGAGAUUUCUUGAUGGGGAUGGCACUUUAGUAGAGCUGACUUAGCAAUGAGGAUGUGUCAUCUCUCCUCUUGUUUGUCUGUUGAGCUCAUAAGUAGUAUUUGUGAGCCCUAAAAUGCUCAUUGAACUGUGGCAGCUGUCUGCUGAACAUCAUGUGCUCUUGUGACACUGAGUAGAGUCACACGUGUCUUGUCAACUUUGCACCCAUUGCUCUGCGGUAACUGUGUACAACAUCUAACAUAAGUUUGACUCUAACUUUUGGGUGGGGUGGGUACUGUGGUACCUUAGCAGUUACAGUGUGCACUGAUUUACUAAAACAUUGGCAUCCCCAUCAUAAAUGCUGGUGCCUCCCCUCCUUGGGAGAGGCUGUUUGCAUAGGUCACUUAAGUAAUUUGAGGAAGGGAGCUAGAGGUUUCCCAACUAAGAAUGUGGAAAGGUUGUGAAUUGUCUACACACAAAGGUAGAUAUUACAAGAAAUUAGCAGGUUCAUGGGAGCUGGUUUCAUGCUUGGCAGAGAUUUAAGCAUAAUGCAUUUUAGGGUAGAGGUAUACAGAAACUGCUGAAUGUUGGUAAAAACCUUGGGGUGUCAGAGGGUGUCAUGAAGCACACCAGCAGGGAACUUUAUGAAAUAAUGCAGAAAACAUAUUCUGAAAAAAGGACAGUAUGUGUUUGAAUGUUUAGUUUUACUGUUAAGAUGGGAUGUAUAAUGGCAUAGGAUUAUCUGUUUUGUAUCUCAUUUGUUAAACAUGUCACCUGCUGUUAGUGGUGGUAUACACCCAAUGUGCGUUUGGUCCAGACACUGCUUUGUCCUAAGUGUGAUGGAAACACCAUUAGUCUGAAUGUCACCUUCACUUCCCUCUUGCCAUUAUGAACAACUAUUAGUGACUUGCUCAUUUUUUUUAGGGAAGAGAUAGAUACAGGGGCAUCUAGUACAGGCAGUAUGUGCAUGGAAUUACAUACACAUGAACCACCUUGACUUCACAUGCCACAAAUUGGGAUGAAUUAAGGGUAUGUUGAUAGGGAAAAAGCUGCUUCCCAUACCAUAUGAAUGGUAUAUGAUGACACCCCAGUGCCUCUGUCCAUCUUGCUGUGGACAUUGAGAAGCAGUUGAACAUGGAAAGUGGUGGAUGGCAUAGGAUACAAGAUACAGGUUUGACAAAGAAAGUUUGGUAAACCAAUGGAAUUGAUAAAGAGCCAAAUUAAACUGUUAUGUCAUUACCUCUAGAAAUUGCAGGAUUUCCUUCUUUGCCUUUUUUUAGAUUGCAUUGAUGAAAUGACUGUAUUCUUCUUCAUAUUUUCUGAUAGAAUAGUAUAUCAACCAGUACAAAGACUGUGUCCUUCUACUGUGUCAUAUUAAAUCUUAGUUCAGAGGUCUUUGUCCAUCUUCAUAUCAGAAGCAGGCACUGUGUCCUUCACACCUGUACUCCUAGAAGAUAACCCGCCCAUCUUUACAUAUGACAUUCUUGAGCGCUGUACGCUAGUCUUAAUUUCAGUUGUCUGCACCAACACCCUUCACAACAUCUAAAGGAAACUGUAAGUCUACUAGCAAAUAGUAUAUUCUUGAGAACACACUAUUCUGCUGCACAUAUGCACCUCUUUGAAGCACAGUGCACUUGCCAUUGCCCUGUUUGGCCAAGCUCACCAAAUGCUCUUCUGCUCCUUUCUGUAGUAGUACCUAUUAAAGGCACUGCUCCUCUUUUCUGCAGCAGUACCCAUUAAAAGCAUCAAGCUCCUGCCAGCAUUAGCACCUGCAGAAGGCAACAUGUAUGUCACCACUCCAGUUCCUUUCCUCACAUUGAGGUUUUGUCACUUCAAAAUUAUUUCAGAACGCUUCCUUACACUGUCAGUUUUUUUCAUGUCUGAGAUUGAUUUGUGUUGACUGACUACUCACAUUAAUGUGGAGAAACUAACAGAAUUUGGAAAUAAUGCCACUCUCUUUUAUCUAAUUGUUCCAUAUCUGCAGUCAGAGAUCAUUAUUUUGUUUGCACAUGCAAGUUAGUAUUUUGUUCAUUUCUCUCAAUUUUUGACUCUGUGUAUCAAAAGGCUUGUUUUAAUAUUCUUGUCUCUAAAUUUACAUUAUUACUUUUUUACUUUAGAAAAAAAUAAAUUUGGAUUCAGUCCAA
Protopterus annectens (West African lungfish) is the source of this 3511-nucleotide messenger RNA. It is a transcript of the gene TMEM127, whose product is annotated as transmembrane protein 127. The transcript has 3 exons. Gene Ontology annotation, biological process: negative regulation of TOR signaling; negative regulation of cell population proliferation. Bases 522 to 1247 code for a protein of 241 amino acids. Gene Ontology annotation, cellular component: membrane. The record is from RefSeq and is a predicted model, not a curated record. Lineage: Eukaryota; Metazoa; Chordata; Ceratodontiformes; Protopteridae.